Messenger RNA from Cuscuta epithymum, 1147 nucleotides. The record is from the annotation of a GenBank genome assembly. NCBI's taxonomy places the organism in Eukaryota, Viridiplantae, Streptophyta, Magnoliopsida, Solanales, Convolvulaceae.
CCUCAUUCUGUUAUUUUCUUCACUGCGAUAAAUCUCUAUAGAAUUUCAAUUUCUUCAUUUCAGAGUAAUCUUACUGCGAUAACAAUGGCGCCAAAGGCAACAGCAGACAAGAAGGUCGCCGAGAAGAAACCAGCAGAGGAGAAGAAGACCGUCCCCGCCGAGACAACUGCGGCGGAAAAGAAGCCAUCCAAGGCCGGGAAGAAGGUCCCCAAGGACGCCGCCGCUGCCGGCGACAAGAAGAAGAAGAGGCCAAAGAAGAGCGUCGAGACCUACAAGAUCUACAUCUUCAAGGUCCUGAAGCAAGUUCAUCCAGACAUCGGGAUCUCCAGCAAGGCCAUGGGGAUCAUGAACAGCUUCAUCAACGACAUCUUUGAGAAGCUCGCUCAGGAGUCGUCCAGGCUUGCCCGCUACAAUAAGAAGCCGACUAUCACCUCCAGGGAGAUUCAGACGGCGGUGAGGCUUGUACUGCCCGGAGAAUUGGCCAAGCACGCCGUUUCCGAGGGAACAAAGGCGGUGACUAAGUUUACAAGCAGCUGAAGAUCAGUUUAGAUAUAUUGCUCUAGUUGAAGUACCUUUAAGAUUAGGGUUUACUAGUAUGAAGUGGUUUUUUAUGUUUAUGGAAUCUUUUGGAUGUUAAUUUGUUCCUCUAUUGGUUUGUCCACAGGCGAAAUCAAAUAUAAAUUUCUGUUGAUUAUACAUUUCAUUUCUCUGCGUUAUUUGUCAUUUUCAAUUUUGAAAACUAAUAUUUAACCGCAGAAUUUGUGGAUUUGUAAAACCAAUUGAAUGGUUUGUGUGAAGCAAAUCUCAGCUUAAGUUCUAUAUGGAAUGUUCGUUUAUCGUUUUCAACCUUUGUCUGAAUUACGUAUGCUGUGGGAUAGACCAAUUUCAAUUGUAUAGUCGAAUAUCUGGCUGAUUUGAAUGAUGUUUUAAGAAGUUUAUCAUUUCUCCAUCUUGAAGCUUGUGUUUGUUCAUGAAACUGGAAAAACAUCAGUAUAGAUUAUGUAUACUACCAAAAUGCUUAUGUUGCUUACAGGAUUUGUUGAAACUUUGCCCUUUCAAUUUCACAUUUGGUCUCUUGCUCAUUUAGAGUCUUUAUAUUGUGGGGAACCUGUUAUAAUGAAAUUAUUGAAACCAAUUUUAAGCUUUU